This is a messenger RNA of Drosophila willistoni, 852 nucleotides long. RefSeq lists its product as uncharacterized. The transcript has 2 exons. The coding region runs from base 133 to 450 and encodes 105 amino acids. Gene Ontology annotation, molecular function: DNA binding. NCBI's taxonomy places the organism in Eukaryota, Metazoa, Arthropoda, Insecta, Diptera, Drosophilidae. The record is from RefSeq and is a predicted model, not a curated record.
CUUUCGUAUAAAACAUCGAUUUUUUUCUCCGAUGUUCGAUUUUGUCAAUUUUUCCAUCACUUAGAAAAAGAAACGCAGUAAAAGCUAGAACGUAAUUUUAGGAGUUAUUGGUGUUGGCAGGCAGCGUUUAUAAUGAAAAAAUAUCUUAGAGCUUCAAAUGGGCAAGGGGAGUGUGUAGGUUGUAGUGCGGCAACCAUUGAAGAAAAACAACAAGAGGAAAAGACGCAAGCCAAAAAGGCGCAAUAUGGGCAGUCCAAUGGAAAGACUGCCAAAUGUUUAAUAUGUGGUAAAAUUGAUCAAACCAGCGGAAACACCACCAACAUGGCGGGGCAUUUAAACCGGGUACACCCAACGUUAACUGUGAGUGAGUUGCCAAAGUCUUCAGGACAUAUGGCGGCUUAUUUGGAUAAAAAAUAUGAAACGGAAGAGGGAUUGGGACAGCGCAUUUGAAAAAAAUUAAAUUUCUGUUUUAUAGUUUUAAGUUUGGAAAAAAGAUUCUUUUUUAAUCUUUAUUAAUCUUUAUUAAAUAAGAAUCUUUUUCCCAAACUUAAAACUAUAAAACAGAAAUUUAACAAAAAUUUAACAGAAAAACAAAAAAUGUAUCAUAUUACUUCGAUGUAGUAUCGAUACAUCGAUGUGUUUUCCUGAAAAACAUCGAUGUGGCCAAACAUCGGUGUUUCAACAGCUCUAGUAGCUACCACUUUUUGGGCCCUUGCUUACUAUUUCUAACUGGCUCGAUUAUUCUUAUUCGGAGAGAGGAGCUUGGAACACAAUCAUAUCGCAACACAACAUCUGUCUCGUAUUAAUUAAUAUUAUAAAAUGAUUAAUAAAUUGGAAUUCAUUGAAACUGAA